AUGGAUUCAUUGAAACCCCGAAUCUCUGAUUCGCCCCAACCCUCCAAAAAGGAAAUAAGCCCCAAACCCAACCAAGUUUCAACUGUCGUGCUAUACGGGGUACCAAUCGUUUCCUUGGUGAUCGAGAGUCAAGAAAGGCUGUGUUUGGCACAAAUAUCCAAUACAUUGUUGAAACAAUUCAGUUAUAAUGAAAUACACAACAGGAGAGUUGCUCUAGGAAUAACAUGCGUCCAAUGCACUCCGGUCCAGCUGGAAAUCCUUCGAAGAGCCGGAGCCAUGCCAGUAUCUUCCAGGAGAUGCGGAAUGAUAACCAGAAGGGAAGCAGAACGCCUCUGCAAAAGCUUCCUGGGAGACAACGCCCCACCACGUCUACCUGAAGACUUCGCCUUUGCAGUUCACCACGAGUGUGCUUGGGGCUGCCGGGGCUCCUUCCUACCAUCCAGAUACAACUCCUCCAGAGCCAAAUGCAUCAAGUGCUCGGUCUGCGGCCUGUUCUUCUCGCCCAACAAGUUCAUCUUUCACUCCCACCGCUUGGGCCCCAACGACAAGUACGUGCAGCCUGAUGCAGCAAACUUCAACUCGUGGAGGCGACACAUGAAGCUGAGCGGGUGCCCCCCAGACGAGAUAACGCACGCUUGGGAGGACGUCAAGGCUAUGUUCAACGGGGGCACCAGGAAGCGGCUGCUGGCCAGCUCUCUCAUGGCCAGGCCCCAGAAGCAGACGAAGCUGGCGCCUCAGUCGCCGCCGAUAGUACCGGCUCCUAGGAUCCCGAAUUGCCAGGACCUUCCUCUGCCUAUGUCGAGGGUCGCGAUGGAUUUCAUCUACCAUAAGCCGCUCGCUUUCGGUUCUUACGCGUCUUUUCCCUGGCUCAAGCGUAAUCCUAUCUUGUUUCCGCAAGAUAAUCCGUUUUUCCCGAUUGAUAAGAGCUAUCAGUCGGCGUUCAAGCCAGUGCAGCCUGUUCCGGAUAAAGGUGGUUCGCAGAAAGAUGAGGAGAGCGACGACGAGGUGGAUAUCGAGACGACAGACGAGAAGGACGAAGACGCAGCGAAUUUUGAUCUGAAGGAAGAGAAGUCAGCACAUUCUUUCGUUUUCAACCUCGAAAGAUGUCGAACAGCACUUUAUCAAAACUCCUUCAUCCAUAGAACGGCUAGGCUCUGGAAUUCAUUGCCUGAGGAGGUAUUCCCAACAACAUAUAAUCUCCAGAAGUUCAAAAAAGUUCCUAUCCCUAUCCUCCCUAGGAACGCACGAUGUUCUUUGAACAUUAUAGGCAUUCCCUUUCUUGCGCUUCAAGCGAUAAAAAAAAACAGUUGGCGUCUAACCUCCUUUGAUAUUUUUUGCCCUUUUGUUAGUUCGGCAACUUUAAUUCUUGGAGAAUCUCGAUUUAUUUUGAUAGAUUGA
Molecule: messenger RNA, 1398 nt
Organism: Phaedon cochleariae (mustard beetle)
Lineage: Eukaryota; Metazoa; Arthropoda; Insecta; Coleoptera; Chrysomelidae
Source: the annotation of a GenBank genome assembly